CGCCCAUUCACAUGGUAAAAGCUCUUUACCAACAACCAAUUUUUUUUUGAAAUGAUGGUACUUUGGUAUUAUUGUUGAAAAGUACGGUAAGAUGGUACUUUUUGUGCAAAAGAAUGGUAGAACAGUACAAAACUCGCUUUAUGGAGACGGUACUAUUUCCAUCCCUAUUCCUACUCAAAAACCACUCUCCAACCCAUUUUCUUCCCAACCACAUCAAAAAUCCUCUUUACUCAAAAACACUUUCUCUCUCCUGUAACGGUUUUCAUCUCAAUGUCUCGUCGCGGAUGAAUCCCUCCCGGAAAUUGCCGGGAUCAACCAUCUCAGGGUCAGGCGGUGGUGUUGGACGUCGUUCUCGCGGUGGAGGCGUCUACGGUUUCCGAGACGCUGGGUGCCGAACGUAAACAGAAGGCUACUCUACAGUCGGCUCCAUAAGAUUCCAAAUCGACCUGAUUACGGUAAACUGGGAAGUAAACUUCAAGCUCGUGUUAAUCAUUUUCAAUUGGAAGUUGCUGCUAAAGAUUUAUACUGUAAUGAUAUAUAUUGUGGCUUGUGGCUGGGAGCUAUUUUUUCUCUCCGAGUUUGGGGCACGUCCUCUCGGUGGUGGGACGGAAUAUUACAGAGGUUUUCAUCAAAGAAUUAGGCCAACCCAAAUGGGGUUUUCCUUAAACAUAGAUGUAGCUUCAAGAGCUUUUUAUGAACCAAUUCUUGUCACUGAAUUUAUUUCCAAACAUUUUAAUUUGGAUUUGUCAAGGCCAAGGGCACUGUCUGAUCAAGAUCGAGUAAAGAUUGAGAAAGUCUUGAAAGGUGUUAAGGUAAAACUAUCUAUCUCUUGGUGGGGAAAUAAGGAGGUGCAAGGUGACCGGUCUCUCAAGAGAGCCGCUUGGAGUCCUAACAAAUUAUAUGAAGCUAGUGAAGUGCAAUUUUGGAGUUGCAUUUGCUUUUCAAAUGAAGUGAGCCUUACUAAAUUUUGUACUAGAUUGGUUGAAAUGUGUCGAAGCAAGGGAAUGAUAUCUUGUUUGUUUGUAUUAUUUUAUGAGAUAAUUAUAUAUAUGUUUCCUCUAAUUUUUUACAAGUUUUAUUUUUGAGCCUGUGCCAAACUUUCAACCCAAAUCCUUUAGUAUCAAUAACCACACAGAAUGCAAGUCAAUUGAAAGUAAUCUUAAAAUUAACAAGUGUAAGGAAGCACUUGAUAAAACAAAGCAGGAGGGAAGACUGUAAUUGUCGAUAAUAAUUUUGCCUGAUUUAAAGGAAUCAUAUGGUAAGUUUCCGGGAUUGCGGCUUUUUUGGCUGACAUCAUUGUGAAAUUAUUCUUAAUUGAGUCUUACAUACACGCUUUAUUAUAUCUGUAAUACAAAACAAUUUGGUUAACAUAAUACAACCAUACCUUAUGAUUUAAUUUAGACUAGACAAUAAACUUAUCAUAUGAAUAUGAUUCCUUUAAAUUAGACAAAAUUAUUAUCAAUAAUUGUAGUUUUCUCUCCUGUUUUUUUAUCAAGUGCUUCCUUACACUUCUCGUUAAUUUCAAAAAUGUCACUUUCAAUUACUUGUCAAAAACUAGAGGAAACACAUAUAUAAUUAUUUCAUAAAAUGAUACAAACAACAUACCAAUCCCAUGGUUCGACACAUUCCAACCAAUCUGUUACAAAAUGUAGUAUGACUCACUUCAGUUGAAAAGCAAAUACGACUCCAAAAUUUCAAUUUACUAGCUUCAUAUAAUUUCUACAUAAUAAGAGGUUGACACUUAAAAAUUAAUGACAACAAAAAUCUAUACAUUAAUAGAGAGUAGAGACCCAAGAAUAAGAUCAUUCGUGUCAUUUCACACCUUCAUAAUCAUAUUCCAUUGACCCCUGAAAUCUGAGGUAAGAAAACAAAAUUAAAUUAAAUAUAACACAUCCAUAUGAUUUUCCAGAUUUUAUUAAGCAUAAACUAUUUAUACCGUCGAAGGAGGCAAAACAGGGGCAUCAACAAGCGCUAGCUCUUCCGCAACAUUGAAAGUUUGGCAUUAAAGAUUAAUGUCAAGGGCGUAGUUAUCCAAUAAAUGCCCACUUAUUUUGCUGCUAGAUUUUAUUUCUUGUAGGUUUUAAACAUGUUUUUCUUGACUGUAUUGUCUGGAGGGUGUAACACGGUGUUGAAUGAUGCAUUAAUAGAGAAAAGAAUUGAUCUUGUAACAGAUAAACCAACAAUAAUAUUUGGUGCUGAUGUAACACAUUAUAAGCCGGGAGAAGACUCAUGUCCUUUUAUAGCUGCGGGGUAUUGUUUCUGCCCAGGAUUCUUGCGAGGAGAUAAUUCAAUAUCAUUUUAUAAAAAAAGAGGAUCCUUAGAAGAGACCUAAGUAUGGUGGAAUGAUAAGCAGAUAAGGUAAUCUCUUGUUAGAUUUGUGGAUUCCUCAUGAUAAGACAUAGUUGAUUUUUCUUUUAAUUUUCAGGCAGUCACACAUUGCUUUCAAGAUAUUAACUAAGCUUGAGCCUUAAAGGAUUAUAUUUUACUGCCUAUCAGAGACGAAGGAGGUGAGGGACAGUUCAGUCAGGUUAUACUUUGAAGAGAUGAAUGCAAUUCAGCAUGUAUGACAUACCUAACUUUAUACUUUUUAUUUGUUUUCAAUAUUUAAGAACUGCUGUACACAGUGAACAUCUACUUGCAGACAUGUUUUAUAGACAGAAUUUAGGACUUUUCAAAGUUGGCUUUUUAUUGCACUACUGAAUUCUGUAUAUGUUUUAAUUUAUAAAUUUAUUUAUCAGGCUUGUCAUUCAAUAGAUCCUCUACAUCGACUUACCGUUACUUUUGUAGUGGUCAUAAAGAGACAUCACACUCGUCUGUUUCCUGUCAACAAGGAAGAAACCGAUAAUACUGAAAAUAUUAUGACGGGUUUUUUCAAUUUAUUUCUAGACCGUAUGGAACUGGUAUAUAUUAACAUUUUUGUUCUUCUAAAUUUUCAAAGGAACUGUGAUCGACACCAUCAUUUGUCACCCUAGGGAAUUUGAUUUUUAUCUUAGAAGUUAUGCUGGAAAACUUGUAAUAAUAGUUAUAUCUUUUAUUAUGCCAUUGUGUACUAUUUGUUGAUCAAUUGAAUUUGAAAGUUCUAUGAUAUUUGCUUAUGAACGUGUUCAUUUUGCAGCGGACUAGUAAACCGACUUAUUAUCAU
Molecule: messenger RNA, 3142 nt
Organism: Vicia villosa (hairy vetch)
Lineage: Eukaryota; Viridiplantae; Streptophyta; Magnoliopsida; Fabales; Fabaceae
Product: protein argonaute 5-like
Exons: 6
Coding region: 531-1085 (184 amino acids)
Biological process (GO): regulatory ncRNA-mediated post-transcriptional gene silencing
Cellular component (GO): cytoplasm
Molecular function (GO): protein binding
Source: RefSeq, a predicted model, not a curated record